Aphanomyces astaci is the source of this 1289-nucleotide messenger RNA. RefSeq lists its product as hypothetical. The coding region runs from base 21 to 1214 and encodes 397 amino acids. The record is from RefSeq and is a predicted model, not a curated record. The transcript has 2 exons. Lineage: Eukaryota; Oomycota; Saprolegniomycetes; Saprolegniales; Verrucalvaceae.
CUGUAUUAUUGUUGCUUGCCAUGCCUUCACCGACCGCGGCGGCUGCGGCGUCGGCGAUGGUCCAAGGCGCGAUAGAAGCAGAGUUGGCGAAGGAUGUCUUUAAACAAAAACCGUAUGGACAUCAUCAAUUCCCAGUGGACAUCGUUGUCAGUGACGGUCCAGCCGUACAUGCGCAUGUGGACCCGGUUAUUGCUGGUGUACCGAGCGAGGCGGCGCUGCCCCCGUCGCUGCCGGCCUCUAUCGCCCCACUGCCUGUGUCAGGCGAUGGUACUACUCCAUUCGAGGAUUCUUUGAAUCUUCAUGCUGCUGGCGUGGAGGCCGACGGUGGCAUCAUGCACGACGCUGUCAAUGACGACGACCUCAACGAGGACAUCGAAGUAAUUCCGCCAUCCGAGGCCUAUCUCGCGCAGUGCUAUGCCCUCGGUAUCCUCUCCCGUGUCAAGUUUAACGACCUGGACAGCUUUGACCUGCUCAAGGACAAGGUGCGUCAACUGGCGCUCCGGUCGGGUUUUCGCGUGCGGGUACAGCGGCCGUCGUCAGGCCAUCGCCGCGUGUGGAUCUGCAAGAGCAAGCCGCAGUGUCCGUUUGCGAUCAUUGGGAACAAGAACCGACGGGGAGUGAGUCUCGUCACCAAACUCGCGCACAACCACACGUUGCACUCCACCGCGGACGGCGUCCCGGCGCUAAGCCUCUGCGAAGCGACCACACAAGAGAUGGCAACGUUUGUGCGCAACUCGGACCUAUAUGCGACCUCACCCGCGGUUGCGAAGAUCACGGCCCAACAGAUCUCGGACGUUGUCCAUGCCAAAACAGGUUACCACAUCAAUGCGAUGAGGGCUAGUCGGAUCAAGCACUUGCUAUUGGCCGACCCAGAGCAGUACACUGCGCCAGGGAUGUCGGUGCAGUGCCCCAAGGCCACUGCCGCUUCAACGACGACGGGAAUAACUGGAUGGAAGUCACUGGCCGAAGCAGUGUGGGACGGGUUCAUGCUUGUUGUGAACGACCCCGUGACUGUGCAGUCCGUGGGAAUCGUGGCCGUGAAGAAGAUGGUCUCGACCUUUAAGAAACCCUUCCACAAAGAAACCCUUCGCAGCAUCGUGCUCAUGUCCUGCCCGAACCCAGAGGCGCCGCCGUCGACGACCACCAACCGCCCAAGCCCCAUCAAGUUCUUGGACGCGUUCCACAGGCACGAACAGUUUGGGUUUUUCGAGUGAAUAGUGAAUUAUAAUUGGUUGAAAUGAUGAGCGCGUGUAUAUUUAUGCCCAAUGGAAGGGACAUAUAAUUUUACC